AUGUAUUUGUGUGCGUGUGUGUAUGUGUGCCUUGUAUGCUUCCCUCUUCUUGCUGCUUUUGUGUGGGUGCUUCUUGUUGCUGUUUUUUGGUUGACAAAGAGGGAGUACAUUGAGGAAGAUUAUAGGGGGUUAUUCGAGAAGUGGACAGGCAUGUCCGAAACUCAAAGGCAACGGGGAUCUACAAACCGGCUCUUAGUCCUCAGUACAUGCGUGCUCUUAUUUCACGUCUUGACGUCUUUAGUGCAGGAGGCGGUGUUUUACAUUCCCGGCUUUCACCACACGCUGCUGCUCACUUUUUCACAGGCGCUGUGCGUAUCCUGUUUUGCUUUUGUUCAACUUUGUCGCUCAUUGUCCGUCCCAAGCAGUUCAUCGCCUUGGCGACGAAUUGUGGACUCACGCCGUGUGCCACUUUUUACGUACUUCGCGAUUUCUUUGAUGAACACCACAAGCGUGUACCUAACGAACGAAGCAUCACGCCUUCUUAGUUUUAGUACACAAGUGGUGUUCAAGUCCAGCAAGCUGCUUAUUGUAUGGCUUGUGCGUUACAUCGCGAUUGAACUACCAGCACGUCUUGGAAUGGCGCGUAAGGUUUUGAAAUGCGCUGAAAAUGGGGCGAGGAAUUACCGGCGCAGCUCCCAUACUGAAUUUCUUUCUGCUGAAAAGCAAUCUGGACACGUCUCUGUGAAAGUAUUGGACUCGAUGGUGGAAGGCCGGGUAUCAACGAAAGAAAGUCCGUUGGGUUCUGCUGACAUAGGUGGCCACAUCAAUAACUGCGAUAUUGCCGUAAAUUUCUCCGCUGGCAAUAAUAGUAAUGAAACCAGUGUGAAUGGAAUCGUGGCGAUGGAAAAUACACAGAUUGUGAAGGAAGUGUUAUCUUGUAUCAUUGUUGUUGUGGGUCUUUUCAUUUUUACAUACGCCACGAAGGAAACGCACAAGAAAAAGGGUUCAUUGAAAGAGGAGGGUUGGUUGCCGGUCAUUUCAGGCGUCACAGGUAUUUUGCUUGCGUUAAUUUGUGAUGCCCUCAUUUACUUGGGUGAGGAGAAGUAUUGCUUCAUGAAGCACAAUGCAUCACAUGAGGAAGUGCAAUUUUAUAUUUUCCUAUUCUCAUUAAUCAAUGGUUUUUUUUCAUUGGCCCUGAGCGGAGGCAUUGCUGAUGCCGUGGAGUUUGUGAGCAUGCACCACGUGUUUAUCACCUUGUUGCUUGGCUGUUCUUUCUUUAGCUACAGCGGUACCUUUUUCCUGCUGCGCAUCGUCUCUGAGUAUAACAGCAGCACCGCUGCCAUGGUUACAAGUGUGCGCAAGAUGAUGACGGUGCUCUGCAGCUACAUUGUAUACCCAAAGCCGUUUGGAUUCCUACACUUUUUGGGUGUUACCUUUGUGAUGGGCGGCAUAUGGCAGUACGAAGAGGCACGUAGGAUGCGCAACACACCUGCCGAGAGGAAUAAAGCUGAUACAGUACAUAAGGAGGAUGAAGUAUGCGUAUAA
Trypanosoma cruzi is the source of this 1485-nucleotide messenger RNA. RefSeq lists its product as uncharacterized. Gene Ontology annotation, cellular component: endoplasmic reticulum membrane; Golgi membrane. The transcript has a single exon. Gene Ontology annotation, biological process: transmembrane transport. NCBI's taxonomy places the organism in Eukaryota, Euglenozoa, Kinetoplastea, Trypanosomatida, Trypanosomatidae. Gene Ontology annotation, molecular function: transmembrane transporter activity. The record is from RefSeq and is a predicted model, not a curated record. The coding region runs from base 1 to 1485 and encodes 494 amino acids.